This is a messenger RNA of Capsella rubella, 2732 nucleotides long. Its product is annotated as membrane protein of ER body-like protein. Bases 76 to 2502 code for a protein of 808 amino acids. Lineage: Eukaryota; Viridiplantae; Streptophyta; Magnoliopsida; Brassicales; Brassicaceae. The transcript is spliced from 10 exons. The record is from RefSeq and is a predicted model, not a curated record.
CUCUUUUCUUCUCUUUAUCCUUUCUUUGGCCAUUCUUGUCUUCCACAUUCUCCUCUCUCUCUCUUUCUCUUUCUGAUGGGAUCUGCCGCCGAACUCACGGAGCCCACCACCGGGACAGAGAAGCAUCAUCCCGUACAUGUGGAAGCAGAUGAAGUUGAAGUUGAAGACGAACAAAUUGUUGAUUUGGAGAGGAAAACAUUUCGUCAUGUAAAAGGACUUGAUACUAGUGUAGACAGUGCUACUUUCACCACCAACACCAACACCAACACCAGCACCAGCUCCAGCUCCUCGUCUUCUAGCUUUUCCGGUGAUGUUACUGAGGAGACCCCCGAUUUUCGCGUCAACGGCGACGACGGAGACCAUACCGGACUUGCAAAUUUGGAACAGGAAAAUGGAAAUGGAAUUCACGAGGAGCAUAACAACGGAAACAAUUGCAUCGUCUUCCUCGACGAAGAACAUGGAAUUUGGAAAUGUCGCCACUGCGAUUGGACCUACAAAGACGGAUCUUUGUUGUGUUUUGAGACCAAAGGUUCUGAGUCAGCUGUUGCAGAAACUGAUGCUCUCGAGUCCCAAUCUGCUGACCACUUGAAUGGGGAGAAGAAGCUGUUAGGAUCUGAAAACGGUUCAGCUUCUGAGGACAACAAAAGAUCUCGUGAAAUUGAAGAAGUAGAAGAUGGUGAUGUCUCUAAAGACCGGGAUGCUGUUGAUCAACCCGCUGGUAAUGUGAUAGAGGAGGAAGUGGACAUCGAAGAUGUUGAAGAUUAUGAUGUGGAGAAUGUGCUGGAUAAGCAAGAAACACAUGACUUGUUCUGUCCAAACUGUGAUUCUUGCAUCACCAAAAGGGUGGUCCUCAAAAGAAGGAAACGGAAGAUCCGUCAUGAGCUGGGAGAUUCAAAGCGUGUGAGAGGGCCUCAUUCGAAUGACCCUAUUCUUCAUUCGGAAGACAAUUUGCCAUCUCUUGAAAGUGGUGAAAACUCCGAACAUGAAUCAUUCAUCUUCAAGUGCUUGUCAUGUUUCACCAUAUUUAGUCCCAAAGGGGUGGCUCCGAAGCCAAUUCCUCUCCAUGAAGGUGUUGAAGGGUUAAAUACUCAGUCAAACCCUCAAGAGAAAGCUACAGGCGACUCCAAUUGGUUCAGUUCAAUAUUUGGCUUUAACCAAAAAGGAUUAGCUGUUCAGAAAGGUGGGGUAUUGCCUAGUAGUGUUCCGGCAGCUGAUCUGCGGCGUGAUAACCUGACAGUCUAUACUGCAAAUAAGCCAUCACAAGCCCCAGCUCUUGCUCAGGGUGAUGCAACCACUUCAAUUCAAGAUGGAUCAGAGAUCAGUGCUUCUCAAAAUAUAAAGCCUAUUGACAGCCCUACAGUUCCAGUUACGAACUCACACGAUACAAGCAAAGUUGUCAACAAUGGAGCAACUGGUGAAGAUAGGCCAAAUUUUCUGGCUCCUUUGGCUGAGGAGCAAACACAGCAAAAGAUUGACAAUGAUGAUUUUGGUACAGCAGACGGGAACCACACGUCAGGCAAAGGACGUCUCUCCCCAAUUCAACCAUCUCAUGGCAUGAGUAUAUUAAACACGGUGACUAAUGGACCAGACGGAUUUAGAGUAGAAACUACAUUUCAUGAAGAAGGUGUCCCUCAUCUGUUUGAAGGAAAAGACACUUCUGACACAAGAAAACCAGAUUUAGGUCCUACCAAAGUGACAGGUGUGAUGGACACGGGUGACAGAGGAGUUAGUACCAUUCCAGCAAAUCCUGAAAUUGAUAUUUCACCAGGGAAUUUGCUGGAAGAAGGGUCUCUAAGGGAACCAUUAAUGAGACGAGGAUUUGUUGAAGGACGUAAACUGGAAAUCUUAAAAAGCAUUGUCUACGGAGGUCUAAUAGAAGCCAUUACAAGCCUUGGUGUUAUUUCAUCUGCCGCUGGUUCUGGUGCUACAAUGUUAAGCAUAUUGGUCUUGGGGCUUGCAAACUUGUUUGGCGGGCUUAUUCUCAUUAUUCAUAAUCUCCAAGAGCUUAGAGAGGAGGAACCCAUAAGAACAACAACAGAGGAAAACCAGACUAAUGGUAGAGAAGAAGAAGAAGGUCGGUAUAAGCGACUCCUUGGACGAAGAGAAAAUUUCACACUUCACGCAUCAGUCGCGAUCUUAUCCUUCAUAAUCGUCGGGUUACUCCCUCCUGUAGUGUACUAUUUCUCAUUCAGCGAAAAACACAACAGAAACUACAAAGUAGUAUCAGUUUUCGGGGCAUCUCUAUUCUGCAUUGUCUUGAUUGCCAUAGCCAAAGCUCAUGUGAAGUACCCAAGAGGCAGCUACCUGAAGAGCAUUCUAUAUUACGCGUCAAUCGCUGCAUCGGUGUCGGGGAUUUCUUACGUAGUUGGUAACUUCUUGGAGCAGUUACUUGAGACGCAUGGAUGGUCUGAUGGAUCGGAAACACAUGUGGCACAGAUGAUGCUUUCAUCGCUUAUGGGAAGAAAAGCCGGCUCCGGCUUCGGAUAUUCAUCAUCGUGCUGACUACUGAAACCGAAUUUUGUCUUGGAAGAUGAUCCAACUGUUGGUGUUUGAAUAAGUCAAUCGUUUAACAAGUCUUAGCUUGUUUUUAGGAGUUAUUUGAGUUCUGUUUUUUGGAGUCUGUUUCGUUUUUCAGUUUCAGAAGUUCACUCCUUAGUUUUCGAGUGAACGUUGUAAGGCUAUUAUAAAAGCCAAUUUCAGUUUAUCAAAUAAGAUACGAAUCAUUCAGAGAA